AUGUCAGAUCAUUCUCCAAUUUCCAACAAGGAAAACCAUCUGCUGCCAUCAGACUCAUCAAGCAGCUCAUCCAGCGAUACACAUUCGACGGGCACAACUGGGACUACGGGUGUUGAACCCGUAGAUUUCACCGGUGAAGGUGCCAAAUACACUACGGCAACGGAGGGCAAUGCUGGUGGGGCAGACUUGGCGAUCCAAAGAACUACAACUAUGAAUUCAGCGGCAGAAUCGGAGGUGAAUAUCACGAGGAGACUAACCAAAAUUCUCACGGGGUCUGUUGACGAACCCGAUCGUAUAGAGGUUGAUUAUAGCAACUGUGCGCCCAUGGGUGGUGAAAGGCCUUACCCCCCCGCAUUGCCAAGCAGAGACAUGUUUGAAGUCACUUUUGAUGGUCCCAACGACCCGCUGCACCCAUUCAAUUGGCCCAUGAAGAAAAAAGUGCUAAUUUGUCUUGUUUUAUGUUUGGAUUGUAUUGCCAUUGCCAUGUGUUCUUCUAUUUUUGCCUCUGCAGUGCCACAAAUCUGCGAAAUAUAUCAUGUCAUCGAAGUUGUAGCGAUUCUGGGUAUCACCCUUUUCGUUCUUGGGUUUGCUGCCUCGCCCGUUGUUUAUGCUCCUCUUUCAGAGUUGUAUGGUAGAAAGGGUGUUUUGGUUUUAUCUGCGUUUGGAUUUGCCAUAUUUCAAUUUGCCGUUGCCACUGCUGAGAACCUGCAAACUAUUUUCAUAUGUAGAUUCUUCGGUGGUUUUAUCGGUGCAGCGCCCAUGGCUGUUGUGCCUGCCGCGUUUGCCGACAUGUUUGAUACCAAUAUCAGAGGUAAGGCAAUUGCUCUGUUUGCUCUAGGUGUUUUUGUGGGGCCCAUUUUAUCGCCGGUUAUGGGUUCCUACAUCGCUCAAAGAACAACAUGGAGAUGGUUAGAAUAUGUUGUCGGUUGCUUCGCUUCUGCCGUUUUCGUUGCAAUCGUAUUAUUUUUUGAGGAAACUCAUCACCCUACCAUUUUGGUCAAUAAGGCCAAGCAGAUGAGAAAGCAAAGUAAUAACUGGGGUAUUCACGCUGCUCACGAGGACGUGGAGUUGUCUAUCAAGGACAUUGUCCAAAAAACCGUGACAAGACCCAUUAUUAUGCUUUUCGUAGAACCAUUGUUAUUAUUCGUUACUAUUUAUAACUCAUUUGUCUAUGGUAUCUUGUACCUUUUGCUGGAAGCCUACCCACUGGUGUUUGUAGAGGGUUACGGCUUUGUCGAAAACGGUGAGCUGCCAUACAUUGCCUUGAUUAUUGGUAUGAUUGUGUGCGCUGCUUUCAUUUGGUACAUGGACAAUGAUUAUUUAAGGAGGUGCAAAGCUAAGGGUAAAUUAGUUCCCGAGGCUAGACUGUAUGCAAUGGUCGUUGCUGGUACAAUUUUCCCUAUUGGUAUUCUAUGGUUCUGUUGGACAGGCUACUAUCCUCAUAAGAUUCAUUGGAUGGUCCCCACAGUGGGUGGUGCCUUCAUCGGGUUUGGUUUAAUGGGAAUUUUCUUGCCAUGCUUAAAUUACAUUAUCGAAUCAUAUUUACUGUUGGCAGCUUCUGCCGUCGCCGCAAACACAUUCAUGAGGUCUGCGUUUGGUGCGUGCUUCCCGUUGUUUGCAGGUUAUAUGUUCCGUGGUAUGGGUAUCGGUUGGGCCGGUUUGUUACUGGGUCUAUUUGCCGCCGCGAUGAUUCCUGUACCUUUACUGUUCCUAAAGUAUGGUGAAUCCAUCAGAAAGAAGUCCAAGUACGCUUACGCCGCCUAA
Molecule: messenger RNA, 1764 nt
Organism: Saccharomyces mikatae IFO 1815
Lineage: Eukaryota; Fungi; Ascomycota; Saccharomycetes; Saccharomycetales; Saccharomycetaceae
Gene: TPO1
Product: polyamine transporter TPO1
Exons: 1
Coding region: 1-1764 (587 amino acids)
Biological process (GO): transmembrane transport
Molecular function (GO): transmembrane transporter activity
Source: RefSeq, a predicted model, not a curated record